AUGCGACACCCAUCAGCAGCCGAAUUUGUAAGAGCCAUCAAAACCUUCAUCGUAUCAAUCUCAAACACACCUCCAGAUCCCGAAACCGACAGCACAUCCGUACAACAAUUCCUCGCCAACAUGGAAGCCUCUUUCCGGGCCCACCCGCUGUGGUCAACCGGGUCAGAAGAAGAACUAGACAGCGCAGGCGAAGGCCUUGAAAAAUACAUCAUGACAAAAUUAUUCCCCCGUGUCUUCGCCUCACACCAACACGACAUCAAACAAGAUGAAAAUCUCCACCAAAAAUUAUCUCUUCUCCAACAAUUCAUCAAACCCGAACACUUAGAUAUCCAACCAACAUACCAAAACGAAACCUCGUGGAUCCUCGCUCAAAAGGAGCUUCAAAAAAUCAAUAUCUAUAAAGCCCCACGAGAUAAACUUGUUUGCAUACUUAGUUGCUGUAAAGUUAUUAGUAACUUGUUGCUUAAUGCUUCGGUUGCUGCUAAUGAAAACCCUCCUGGAGCGGAUGAGUUUCUCCCGGUUUUAAUCUAUGUUACCAUAAAAGCAAACCCUCCUCAAUUGCAUUCCAAUUUGUUGUAUAUUCAACGAUUCAGAUGCGAAUCCAGACUAGUUGGAGAAGCGGCUUAUUUCUUUACAAACAUGUUGUCUGCUGAAGCCUUUGUUACAAACAUAGAUGCCAAAGCGCUUUCCAUGGAUGAAACCGAGUUUCAGAAGAAUAUGGAAUCCGCUCAAGCACUUAUUCAUGGCCUAUCCACCGAUUACACUACCGGUCAAAACAUUGGUCAAAGUAUGUCAUCUGAGAAUAGCGAAUCGACAACCGAAAAGGAAAACGAAAAAGAAAAAGAUAAGGAAAAGGAAGUAUCAUCGGUGAAAAAGAACUUAUCGGUUUCAGAUUUGGAGAAUAAAGGGGCGGAUAUGAUUGUAAAAGACGGAAAUGGAAUUGAAGAGUUUCGGAAUUUUCCGUAUUUGUAUUCGGAAGCGGGUGAUUUGACAGUUGGUGACGUGGAAGAUUUGUUAGAUCGAUAUAAGGAACUUGUGUUGAAGUAUGUUAGUCUUGCGAAAGGGGUGGGUGUAGGUGGUGUUUCGAGUGAAGAUAAGUAA
This is a messenger RNA of Lactuca saligna, 1101 nucleotides long. Lineage: Eukaryota; Viridiplantae; Streptophyta; Magnoliopsida; Asterales; Asteraceae. The record is from the annotation of a GenBank genome assembly.